Aedes aegypti (yellow fever mosquito) is the source of this 2402-nucleotide messenger RNA. RefSeq lists its product as uncharacterized. The record is from RefSeq and is a predicted model, not a curated record. The transcript is spliced from 2 exons. Gene Ontology annotation, biological process: carbohydrate metabolic process. Bases 116 to 2050 code for a protein of 644 amino acids. Lineage: Eukaryota; Metazoa; Arthropoda; Insecta; Diptera; Culicidae. Gene Ontology annotation, molecular function: hydrolase activity, hydrolyzing O-glycosyl compounds.
CAUCGGAUAGUUCAUCAUCUGACAGUCUGCCCGUGAAUGUGUUCGGUGCCGCGAAUUUCAACCGAUAGUUAUCUCGUACGAAAUACUAAUUUUACUUAACAUGAAGUGCUAGUGAAUGGCUACGAUGACAAAUCUCAUAUUAAUUAUUACCGGGUUCCUGGCUACAGUGAGUACGAUCCAAGCCGCAAGUUACACACUACAGUUCUACAAUGCCAACGCAGCCGCUACGGUGUAUACCUCGUCUAGAGAACUUAUCGUUCAUAGAAAUGGAAGAGUUGCACAGCGAAUCUUCAUGGACCAGGAUUUGCGAUCAAUGACACACUACGAAGAGAUCGCACAUGGAUUUAAGUUAUCUAACGCGAAUGGAGAGGAGAUUGAGUUUGUGAAGGACUUGGACACAGCGGAGUUUUCGCUGUUUACGAUUGCGCGAAGAGUUCGUGAUCGGUCCGAAGUAGUGACGGAUUGUGUUCGAAUGACGGGAUCGAAUUGGUUUGGUGGUCCGCAGCAAAAGUACCAGUACUGGCCGAUUCAGAAGCUCCGUUUCAACGAGUACUCUUUCUUGACGAAAGAGGCUGAUAAUUGUGCGGUAGCCGAUCGGUAUUGGUUGAACUCGCUGGGUUCGUUUGUCUACGUGCAUGAUGAGACUCCGUUAUUUGUCGACCAGAACUACGGACAGCCUGGAUACAUGUGCUUGGAAGCGAAAAAGUCUCUACCAUACGAUAUUUACGACGACACGUACUCUUUCGUUUAUCAGGUUGGAGUGGCCGGAGAUGCGAAGGUCGCACAUAUGGCUGCAGUGGGGAACAUUCUGGGAAAGCCCUCGGGACAUCCCGCCGAAGCCAUGGUUAAAUACCCGAUUUGGUCUACCUGGGCGCGGUAUAAGCGAGACAUUGAUCAACACGUAGUUCUGGAGUUUGCCAACGAAAUAGUUAAGAAUGGCUGGCCUAACAGCCAGUUCGAGUUGGACGAUGACUGGGAGACUUGUUACGGCGCUCUGCAGUUCAACACUACCAAGUUUCCGAACAUCAGGCAAACGAUCAGUGAUAUACGAGCGGCGGGAUUCCCAAGGGUUACGAUCUGGAUCCAUCCGUUCAUUAACAAAGGAUGUGAACCGAUAUACUCGGAAGCGAAACGACUCGGAUAUCUGGUAGCGGAUCAUGAAGGAAAUACGGAUACGGAAUGGUGGAAUAGCAAAACGGGGCAAGCUGCCUACGUGGACUUCACCAAACCUGAGGUUGCCCAGUGGUUCACACAACGGCUUCAAGCGGUUCUGGAUGUCAGCGGAAUCGAUAGCUUCAAGUUCGAUGCUGGGGAGACCAGCUGGACGCCGCCCAACCCACUGUUGAAUGGACCACGAUCGCACCAGCCAAACAUGAUCGUAGACGAUUACGUGCGAACGGUUGCCAAGUUUGGCGAAUUGGUCGAAGUGCGUUCCGCACAUCUCAGCCAGGAUCUGCCUAUUUUCGUUCGGAUGAUCGACAAAGAUUCCGAAUGGACCUGGAACAAUGGACUACCGACGUUGAUCACCACCCUGCUGCAAAUGAACAUGGUUGGUUACCCGUUGGUUCUACCAGAUAUGGUCGGAGGUAACGGAUACAACGAUCAUCCGCCAAACAAGGAGAUGUUCAUCCGUUGGCUCCAGGCCAACGUAUUCAUGCCCAGUAUUCAGUUCUCGUAUGUCCCGUGGAACUACGAUAACGAAACGGUGCAGAUUUCGAAGACGAUGACCAGCUUGCACGAGCAAUACACACCGCAGAUCAUGGAGCGAUUCAAGCUGGCCGUUUCCGAUGGGUACCCCGUGAAUCCUCCACUCUGGUGGAUCUCUCCGAACGAUACUAAGGCACAAAAAGUUUAUGAUCAAUUUCUGUUGGGAGAUGACAUCAUUUCGGCGCCGGUAAUCAAGGAAAACGUUCGAGCCCGGGAUAUCUAUCUCCCGAUCGGUGACUGGGUGGAUGGCAACACGGGGACGGCCCACACCGGGCCCAAAUGGAUAAGGAACUAUUCCGUUCCUCUGAAAAUGCUUCCGUAUUUUUUGCGGAAGAAAGCGUGAGAUUUGAUAUAACUGAAUAAAGGUGCUUGAGAAUAGAUUUGAAGUGGUCAAGGUUAUCUUGACGGAUAGGAAAUUACUUUGUUAUCGGUAAAAAUCAACAAACAUUCACUAACUAAAAUAAGCAAAUGCUUUUAAGUACCUUCUUGUAUUUCUUCUUCUUUCUGAGAUUACAUCACACAUGAGGUAAAAACUGACAACAUUACAUACUUCCAUAGCUUUAAAUCUCUUUCCGCCAACGACUUUUUUCAAUGUUACGGAAGGCUUCUAAGCUAAAUUAGCUUGAACAAAAAUUGUUGGAAAUUGUCUACAAUUACACUAAUUUACAAAUAAAAAUGAAAGUCAUGAACUUUAA